Molecule: messenger RNA, 4265 nt
Organism: Toxorhynchites rutilus septentrionalis
Lineage: Eukaryota; Metazoa; Arthropoda; Insecta; Diptera; Culicidae
Gene: Vps15
Product: phosphoinositide 3-kinase regulatory subunit 4
Exons: 5
Coding region: 140-4177 (1345 amino acids)
Biological process (GO): protein targeting to vacuole; protein phosphorylation; autophagy of peroxisome
Cellular component (GO): phosphatidylinositol 3-kinase complex, class III, type I; late endosome; nucleus-vacuole junction
Molecular function (GO): protein binding; protein serine/threonine kinase activity; ATP binding
Source: RefSeq, a predicted model, not a curated record
UCAUCUUCUGAUCAAUAACAACCGAGCCAAACAAGUUUUCGUUAUCACGAAAAAGGAAGGCUGCAUCGGAUAUAGCGUAUUUGUGCUGACUAAUAAUUCGAGACGACAUAUCGGAGUGAUUUAACUGCUAACGCAAACAAUGGGGAAUCAGUUAGUGGGCGUGGCCCCAUCGCAGAUUUCCCCCGUGGACAGCUAUCUGACGGGUUCGUUCGAAUCGGGUUUGCAGUAUGAGUCCAGCAUGGGCAGCACACGAUUCCUCAAGGUGGCUCGAGCAAAAACUGACGAAGGUCUUGUGGUGGUGAAAGUGUUUGUGAAACACGAUCCUACGCUCCCGCUGGAGGAACACAUCGACGAAAUAAAGAGCAUCAAAAAGAGUCUGGUGCAUGCGGUUAAUUGCCUGCCUUUUCAGCGAGUGAUAAUAACCGAUCGUGCCUGUCUGAUUGUCCGCGAGUACAUAAAACACAGCCUGUACGACCGAGUCUCAACCCGUCCUUUUCUCACCACGAUCGAGAAGAAGUGGAUCACAUUCCAGAUCCUGUGCGCAAUGCAUCAGUGUCACAAGCAGAAAAUAUGCCACGGAGACAUCAAACUGGAGAACAUUAUGAUUACGGCCUGGAACUGGACGCUGCUGUCUGAUUUCGCCUCGUUCAAGCCGACCUUCCUGCCGGAGAACAAUCCGGCGGAUUAUAACUUUUUCUUCGACACGAGCCGUCGCAGGACUUGUUACAUUGCGCCCGAGCGGUUCCUCAAAUCCCCGAGCGGAGAGUCGAUAUCGCAGAAGUUGGAUGGCGGUCCACUUGUUGGGGAUGGUCCGUGUCAAAUUGGGAGUUUGCAGCCCGAAAUGGACAUCUUCUCGGCGGGAUGCGCCUUGCUGGAACUGUGGACCGAAGGGACCGCACCGUUCGAGUUCUCCCAGCUGUUGGCUUACAGACGCGGGGAGGUGGAGCUGGUCAACAAACAUCUCGAUUGUAUCGAAGACGAGAGGUUGAAGAGCUUACUCCAAUCGAUGCUGAGUCCCAAACCGAAGGAUAGGAAGUCUGCCGAGAUUUAUCUGGAUCAGGAGAGGGGAAACUUGUUUCCGGAAUAUUUUUAUUCGUUUCUGCAGUCUUACCUGCAAAUGUUUCCCGUCGUUCCGGCGGAUGAGAAGAUUACGCGGCUGCGUACGGAUAUUGAUCAUAUAAUUGAAAUUGUGACCGAACGGGAGCAACAGCAGGACAAAUGUGUCGAAGAAAAGCGGAUAGACAACGAUGGGCUGAUUUUGAUAAUUGCGGUGGUCACAUCCUGUAUCCGAGGGCUCAAAUUCUGUGGCUCAAAGCUUUCGUCGUUGGAAAUACUGGAGAAAAUAUCGGAAAAUACAACUUCCGAAGCUAUCCUGGAUCGCAUACUUCCGUACAUUCUUCAUCUCACACAGGACAAUAUUUCACGCGUUCGUGUUCGUGCCCUCGAUUCACUGACCCACUGUCUUGGACUGGUCAAAUAUCUCACCCGUUGCAACGCGAAUGUAUUUCCGGAUUAUAUCUUCCCGGCGAUAACCCCCCGUGCGUCUGAUGAUUCCGUCAUGGUUAAAGUAACGUACGCUAAAAACAUCGCCACAUUGGCGGAAACGGCGGUCAACUUUCUCGAACAGUGCCAUUUCGGCAGCAACUCAGAAAAUCACCCAUCGCCACAUUAUGACACCGAACUCAAUGCUGUGCACAAUGUUCUCCAGCCUUCGAUACUUGCGCUGCUGACUUCCACCCAGCCAAUUGUCAAGCAGAUGCUCAUCGAAUCGGGCAUCACAAAACUGUGCGUUUUCUUCGGCCGUCAGAAGGCGAACGAUAUUAUUCUAUCGCACAUGAUCACCUUCCUGAACGACAAAGACGACAAAAAUCUGCGCGGUUCCUUCUUCGACUGCAUCGUGGGAGUGGCUGGCUACGUCGGCUGGCAAUGUUCCCCGAUGCUGACCCCCCUACUACAGCAGGGCCUCUCCGAUCCGGAGGAGUUCGUGAUCGCGAAAGCGAUCCGAGCGACCACUUCGUUGAUCGGACUGGGUUUGAUCCAAAAACCGGGCAUCAUCGAGUUCAUCGCCGAGUGCGCAUGCUAUCUGAACCACCCCAAUCUGUGGGUGCGGCAUGAAAUCUGUGGCCUGAUCGCAACCUCGGCCCGGGUGCUCAGUCCGCUGGAUGUGCAGUGUAAGAUAAUGCCCUCGAUUGCGAACCACCUCAAGGCUCCGCUGAUACAGGUUGAGAAGCCGGAGCUGCUGAUGGACAGCUUGCUGGCGCCGAUUCCGCGGAGCAUCUUCGAUGCGGUCAUCAAGUGUCACGACAUCAACCAGCUGAUCGAGAAUUUGAGGGAGAGGAAAAUGGCGCGCACCAGAUGCAGCGAAGGGUUCAUUCCGCAGUAUGGGGAGGUGUCCACGCAGAUGAAAAAUCUCUUCCGUCGCUUGACAACAGAAGGGCUGACUGAUCUCAUCGAAACCCAGCUGCUAUCGAUGAGUGCCCACCUGAUCAAGCUGCAUCGUUACAAAAUGGCAGAAACACGCCUCGUUCCGUGCAAUGGCCGAAUUUGCCUCGAUUCCAAUCCGGAUAUCGUGCACGAAAUCAACCUCGGUGACCGUAUUGGCAAGAGCAGCGAUCCGAUAGCCAAAAUCAAACGCCGUAGUGAAUCCGACAAUACUCAAGACUGGCAGCACAUGUUCUCGACCGUUGACUCACAUUCCCCAUCGCCUACGUCCCCCUCCAACGGCUCGGUUGCUUCCGUCCUGACCGCCGCUAAGCUCGUUCCACCUCCACAGUCUACUCCCACGUCCAGUCUGGUGGAGUACAGCAUGCCGGAACGUACCGCAAUGCAGGAGCUGUCCACCGAAUGCCGAGUCGAAUUUGACGCUCUCAUCACCAAGAUGAAGGCGAGAUACGCAUCUUAUGCACUGAACAAAGAACUUCGCGAUCCUGCACUGAACAUGUCACCGCUAUCGGCUGGCUGUAAAUUGAACGGAACACUUGUCGCGCACUUACAUGAACACAAGGCCGCUGUGAGUAGGAUGACUGCCUUGAAACCAUAUGGAUCACUAUUCGCCAGUGCUUCGAUCGAUGGCACAGUGCGAUUGUGGGAUUGUAACAAGCUGGAUGGCCAGCAAUCGAUUAACCGCUCGCGACAGUCAUACCACGCCAACACGCCUUUGCAUGCAAUUGCUGCCUGUGACAGUGGUCAAUCGCUUGCGAUUGCUGGUAAAGAUGGCGCUCUGCUUCUGCUGAAAAUAGACACCCACUCCAGCAAAAUGGCACUCCAACAGGCACGUCACCUAGACUCGAAUACAAGGGUGGACCGAGCCAACGGUGAUCAUCAGGAUGAUGGUCCUGUGGUGGAGAUGCAACCAUUGGACCAAGGAGCCCAGAGUGUAAUCGUGUAUGCCACUCUAUACGGUGCACUGGUUGGAUGGGACAUCCGAAUGCCAGGCUAUGCCUGGCGGCUAGAAAGCGACCUUCGGAAGGGUGUGAUAACCACUUUCUGCGUAGAUCCAACCAGCUCUUGGCUUACGGUCGGCACCAGCAGCGGUCGCCACAUAUGCUGGGAUCUGCGAUUUCGUCUACCAAUUGCGGAGAUCAAACAUCCGCACGAUUCCAGGAUCCGUCGCGUCUCGCAUCAUCCCACGGAACCGUCUUGGCUGGUAUCGGCCUCCCAGGGGAACAAUGAAGUAUACGUGUGGAACAUCGAAACCAGUCAUCGACAGCAGGCUUUCUGGGCCAGCCCGAAUCCACCACUAUCGAACGCUAACGUAUCGUCACAUUCCGUUUGUGCCCUCGUCCCUGGGGUGGUGGAUGGCAACGGAUUCCUGCUGACUGGUGGGACCGAUCAGCGGAUACGCUACUGGGACCCUGUUAAUGUGGAAAACUGCUCGCUGGUCGUGCCAGCUCCGAGAGAUUACCUAACUACUUCCAACAUUUCUUAUGAGUCUCGUUUGAUAGACGGUACGAGGGUGACUUCAGAGAUUCACUACAACAGCAGCCAACAGGGGGGUCAGGGUGGUGGACUCGAUCGCAACUCCCGGGCAGGCUCGGAAGAUGCACCGCGAUCGGGACCAGAAAUGCCCGCUCCCGGACAUCACGACGUGAUCAGUGACCUGUUGAUGUGUCGAACGUCGAAGCAGACGUUCGUCGUGUCCAGCAGUCGGGAUGGUGUGAUUAAGCUAUGGAAGUGAAUUUACACAUACAUAUUUGUUGUAGAUUUUUUUCUUUUUCUUUUAACGCUAGUAAACGUUUGUGACAUCGGUUGUGUUUUUGUAUUGA